UUUCCCAUCACUUUCGCCUUCCAUUCGAAAUGAUUGAAGGUCCACCAGAACCAACAAUGGCAGCAACCCGAUAUAGAAGUCACCGUCAAUUCCUCUUCACUAUCUUCCUUUUACGCAAUGGAAUAAGUAGAAGAAGAAGAAAAAACAAAAUCAAAAAUCAAUGCUUCUUCAUUCGCAUAAUGUGUCUCAAGAAACCGAUUCUUCCGUUUCUUUCAAGUCGGAAUCGUUUCGCAAUAGUGAGAAUUAAGAGUACUAGAGAAAUGUUAGAAACUCAUCGAAUUCGCUUCAUAUGAAGAUUUGAUUAUUUGUUCAUUAAUUGCUCUAAUUAUUUGCGAUUCCUGUGCCGUUGCCUGACCGGCGGAGAAUGCUCGUGUGUCAUGAUAUGGCUGGUGGAUAUAAAGACGAUAAAUGGGUUCAGGGAGGAACUAACCCAGAUGCUUUUGGAAUAUGGCAUUGGUAUUUGAUCGAUGUUUUUGUGUAUUUCUCGCAUGAUUUGGUCACGCUUCCACCUCCUUGUUGGACAAAUACAGCUCACAGGCACGGUGUCAAGGUGCUAGGAACUUUUAUUCUUGAAGGAGGGGGAAAGGAUGUUCGGGAUACCUUGCUUUUAACAAAGAAAUCUGCUCAAAUGUAUGCGGAGCGAUUAACCGAACUUACUACUGCAUUAGGCUUUGAUGGAUGGCUGAUCAAUAUGGAAAUCUCUUUGAAUUCUCACCAAAUUCCCCAUUUGAAAGAAUUUGUCAGCCAUUUAGCUCAGUCCAUGCAUUCUAAGCUACCAGGUUCUUUAGUUAUAUGGUAUGACUGUGUAACCAUAGAUGGUAAGCUUGACUGGCAAAAUCAAUUGAAUGAGAAAAACAAACCUUUCUUUGAUAUCUGCGAUGGAAUAUAUGUAAACUAUGGUUGGAAAGAAGAUACUCCUAAAAAUUCUGCUGCUGCUGCUGGAGAGAGAAAGUAUGAUGUGUAUAUGGGCAUUGAUGUUUUUGGGAGAGGUACUUAUGGUGGUGGAGAAUGGCAUACAAAUGUUGCGCUGGAUGUUCUGAGAAAGGAUGAUGUUUCGGCAGCCAUAUUUGCUCCUGGAUGGGUGUAUGAGCACAAGCAGGAAACAGAUUUUCAGACUGCUCAAAAUAAAUGGUGGAAUCUUGUGAAGAAAUCAUGGGGUUUAGUGCAAAGUUACCCAAAACUGUUACCAUUCUACUCAAAUUUUGAUCAGGGUCAUGGUCAUCAUGUUUCCGUAGAUGGAGAACAAAUAUCAGAUGCUUCUUGGAACAAUCUGUCCAGUCAAGGGUUCCAGCCUAUACUUGAUGUGACUGAUGCUUCAACUUCACAUUCUAUCCAAGCUUAUUUGAAUUUUAAGGAAGUCUACAAUGGGGGAGGAAGCAUUGCAUUAGAAGGGACUCUGGAGCAAAAUUGCUACACUGAAAUACGACUCUUUCAAGGAGAGCUUGUUUUGGGGGAAGUUCCUUUAAUACUCAUGUAUUCGUCACAAUCAAAUGGGGAUUCUCAACUAGGCCUUUCGUUGGAGUUUCUUUCUAGCACAAAUAAGAGAAAGUUACUUCUUACCUCCAGCAUUCAAAAGCAAUUCUCAAACGAUUUCUCUGAAGUGAUUGAGACUACUACACUUGAAGCACCUAGAAUUUCUCCUCACUGGUCCGUUCAAGUUGGUUGUAUUCAAAUGAAUGGAUACAAACUAACAAACAUAAAUAUUCUAUGCUAUAGAUCAAGCCUUGAAAUUAAUGAACCGAAAUACAUAUCUGAACUUGUUGACAAAAAUAACACACUAGAUUGCAGUUCGCCAUCUAAGUACUUCGCGGUGCUCGGAAAUAUCACUUUACGAACUUGUGAGGAGCCAGAUCUUCCUCCCAAUGCUUCAUGGAUAGUUGAAAGUCCAUAUAUUAAAUGGACUCCAAGUCCAGAGGGAACAAGGACGCUUGACAUUAAGAUCACUUGGAAGUUGAAAGAUAGCUGUAACCAUACAGUGAUCGAUCACUACAAUGUCUAUGUGGUAAAAGUAGCUGAAGGUUGCAAUUCCCAUCUCGACAAAUUACAAAAUGUCCCAGAGUAUCUUGGGGUGGCACAUGUAGAAGCUUUUUAUGUUUCUAACCUUGCAGUUCCUUCUAGCACCUCAUGUCUCAAAUUUACGAUCCAAGUUUGUGGAGUGGAUGGGAGUAGCCAGAGGUUGGAAGACGCUCCAUUUAUUAAUUUGGAUAUUGAAGGUCAGUAAGUGACCAAAUAUUCUUAUUUAAUUUGUAUUGAUUUUCUUCAUUUUAGGAGAAAGUGAAUAAUGUAUUUCCUCAUAAUCAAGCAAUGGCAAUAAACUUUGUUCUUUUUUUUAUUUUU
Messenger RNA from Cucumis melo (muskmelon), 2337 nucleotides. Its product is annotated as cytosolic endo-beta-N-acetylglucosaminidase 1. The record is from RefSeq and is a predicted model, not a curated record. Gene Ontology annotation, molecular function: mannosyl-glycoprotein endo-beta-N-acetylglucosaminidase activity. The transcript has 12 exons. Lineage: Eukaryota; Viridiplantae; Streptophyta; Magnoliopsida; Cucurbitales; Cucurbitaceae. Gene Ontology annotation, biological process: protein deglycosylation. The coding region runs from base 365 to 2221 and encodes 618 amino acids. Gene Ontology annotation, cellular component: cytoplasm.